AUGGCACGCGAGUCCCCUUCUACGCUCCAAGGGAGGCUGAGGAUAGAGAAAAUGAGCAGGAAUGGCAUCCUACCCACCUGCGUGUGACUGUCCUGCGUGCCUGCUCCCUGCGCACAAAGGGAACUGCUUGCAACCCCUAUGUUGUGAUCCAGCUACAAAAGCAAAAGUUUAGGACCUCCAUUUCAUCCCACAGCCUAACUCCUGAGUGGCAUGAGGAAUGCUUACUGCAGCUGCCCAAUGUGCUGGAUGACUCAAAAGAGCACAGCCUCGUCCUUACUGUCAUGCAUCAGUCCUUGCAUCAUUUCAGCCAGUUCCUGGGCAGAAUCUCCCUGCCCUUGGCUCAACUUUUUCAGGACAAAACAAAGAGAAAAAAUGAGUGGUUUGUGCUGCAAUCGAGGCAUGGGAAGAAAGAGAAGAUGAGAGGACAGCUACAGCUUGAUAUCCAGUUUCUGCAGAUCUCCUCACCAAGCAAUGGGCCAUCACUCAGCUCUCGUGGUGGCUGGUCUCUCUUCACCAGAUUUUGUGAUAGCAGAAAGGGAAGCAAGUACAAGGCAUACAAAGAAACUCAGUCCCACUCAUCCAGCAUGACAAAUGAAGAGGAUUCAUCUUCUUCCAGCGUGAACACAGAACUAGAGAUCUCAACAGCAAAGUCUGGACCCAAGUUGGGGGACUCGUUGCCCAUUGUAGCAGCAGCUCUAGCUGGGAGAAAACCUGCAUCCACAAUACAGCUGCAAAAGCUCACGUCACACAACUACAAGGACCUUUCAUCUGAAGCUAUGAACUUGGCAGACUGUUCAAGUCAGUCAGAGCACCCAGUUACCCUGGAACAGUUUAGUAGCAUCUUCACUUUGCCUCCCAAUAAAAAAUCUAAGCCUCUGAAAGAAGAGAGGAGUCCAGAGGCAGCAGGUAUUGCUAUGGAGCCUUGGCAACCAUCUCUUCUUCUGCGUGCUGCAGGACCCAGUGAAAUCCCUCCACAGGCACAGACCCUUCACCUCUCUACAGUGAGCCUUCAUCAGACCACUAGCUCUACAACCAGCCGCUUCCGCAGGUGCCAGCUGCGACUGCAUAGGAGCUAUCACUCCUGUCUUAGAUGUUUUGGUUUGGGUUCCUGAUAUUGGGGUUUCAGAUCUGUCUCAAAACUCUCUUGCUGAAAAACUAAUUGGAAGAAGCAGCUAUGUACAAAUGUAUCAUAUUCAAAAAAUAUCUGGGGGUGUGGCUGGUUUCUUUGAUGCUGUGGAGCUCCUGGCAAGAUCAAGGCUAGUCAUGGAUCAGAAGACUGGUUUAGGUUAGGACUCUGGAUUCUAGAAUUAGAAAGUUGCAUUGUUAGAAAAGGAAAGUGACAGGAGAAUAUGACAAUUCAUGUGACAAUGCUUACGUACAUGCACUCAUACAUAUUCCACCCCAUGUUGUCCUUU
Sphaerodactylus townsendi is the source of this 1415-nucleotide messenger RNA. Its product is annotated as rab11 family-interacting protein 2-like. The record is from RefSeq and is a predicted model, not a curated record. Gene Ontology annotation, cellular component: intracellular membrane-bounded organelle. Bases 282 to 1112 code for a protein of 276 amino acids. Gene Ontology annotation, biological process: regulated exocytosis. The transcript has 5 exons. NCBI's taxonomy places the organism in Eukaryota, Metazoa, Chordata, Lepidosauria, Squamata, Sphaerodactylidae. Gene Ontology annotation, molecular function: small GTPase binding.